This is a messenger RNA of Rhinocladiella mackenziei CBS 650.93, 492 nucleotides long. RefSeq lists its product as uncharacterized. NCBI's taxonomy places the organism in Eukaryota, Fungi, Ascomycota, Eurotiomycetes, Chaetothyriales, Herpotrichiellaceae. The record is from RefSeq and is a predicted model, not a curated record. The transcript is spliced from 2 exons. The coding region runs from base 1 to 492 and encodes 163 amino acids.
AUGAUAUCAAGUGUACUAGGCCCAGUAGCGAGGAAACUGGAAACACUAGGAGGACAUAUGGAAGGACUGAAUAACAACAUCGGGACGAAUAACACCAAGACGCACGCACUCGAGAAACAAAUCACCUCAUUCCUCACGACGGUCAAAAACAAUGAAGCCUUAACCAGAACGCUAGUAGAGGCCAGCAAACGAAGCGAGACUCCACCACCCCUUCGUGGACUGGGAAGAUCUGUUGUCGGUCGACGGCCAGACUUCUAUGUCGACCCGGAGCCGGAAGAAGGCGCGGAUGUGGAUGACGACGAGAGUGAUGAGGAUCCUCCCGAACAGCCUGACGACCACCCCCUGGCCGAUUUUGAGGCGUUUGCUCGCCGCCGCCCGCACGAUGAUUUCACCCGGAUCAUCGACCUCGAUGGCCUCGGCACCCGGGACCUGGACCGUGGCUACGAUUGGUCACCGCACGUCGGCCGAUACGACCUCUCCCCGGACGUGUGA